AUGAAAAAUAUUGAUGAAGUGGAUGAAAUUUUUGUUCGGACAUUUAAUGGAAGUAAUGAUAGCGUAAAUGCAGAAACGCGAUCUGCGCCUGGUGAUUUGCAGAAACCAUCUUCUAAAAAAAAAUGUAGGAAUGUAAAAAAUGGAUUCGCUUCGGGGCCACCCUGGCCAAAACGUGAGAAGCCCUGGUCAACAGUUUGUGUUUGGCAAAAGCAUCAACAAAUUCAAGCAAUUGAAAAAGAAAUCAAUGUUCUAGCGAAUGAAACACUCGUUGGCAUUCGUAAAUGGAGACCAGCUUGGUUACAACGAUUUAGCUCUCGUAAUUGGAUGCUUUUAUGGUUGUGCUGGUUUUGUACAGUUCAAGGAUUAUUAGUUAAUGGUCUUGUGCCUUCUGCGAUUACGUCAAUUGAACGAAGAUUUCAAUUUAGUUCAUCCACAAUAGGCCGAAUAAUGCAAUUCUAUGAUUUUGGCUACGUGUUGUUUUGCAUACCAGUAUCGUAUUUUGGUGGUAGGCACUCAAAACCAAUGGUACUAGCAACUGGUCUACUUUUGAUGUCGGGGACAUUUCGAUAUGUUUUUCUCUUUUGUUUGGCGCAUUUUCUUCAUGGUAUUGGCGCCACUCCUCUAUUUACGCUAGGAGUUAGCUACAUCGAUGAAAAUGUUGGACCAACAUUAUCAUCACUUUAUCUUGGAAUAUUUUAUGCAUUUGCUAUAUUUGGUCCUGCAUUUGGUUUCUUAAUGUCUAGCACUUUUCUUCGAUAUCAUACAGAUUUUUUGCAAUCAGAUCAUCAAAUUCUGAAUAUUGAUGAAAGUGAUCCGAAGUGGGUGGGAGCUUGGUGGAUUGGCUUUCAAAUUGCUAGUUUCUUGGCUGUUGUUGCUGUAUUUCCGAUUUUGAUUCUUCCAAAAGUUCUGCCAGAGUCGCUUAAGUGGCACAGGACGCGUUUACACGAAGAAACAAUGCAGGGCUCUAAAAGGCGUACACCGGAUUGUUGUGGCAUACCAUCAGCUAGUAAAACAGCUGCAGUUUGUGGACCCUUGUUACCAGCCAGUGGAGAAGAACAGCAAAGCCUACCCACUAUAAGCAAUCGUGGACCAAUCUGGUAUCAUAUUUGGCUCGAUGUUCGACACAUACCUAUCGCAAUAUAUCGAACACUCUCAAACGGCAGCUACAUGCUUAUAACAAUAGGAAUGGCAGUUGAUGGUUUAAUUAUAACGGGCGCCUCCACAUUUAUGUCGAAAUAUUUGGAACGACAAUUCAGUGUUGCGCCAAGUAAAGCGAAUAUGCUGAUCGGUUGUAUAAUGGUACCAAUGGCUGGAAUUGGCACAAUGUUUAGUGGAUUUGUAAUCCAGAGAUUUCGAUUGAGUUGUGUAAAAACGUUAAAAUUUUGUAUUGCAUUGCUGAUGUGUUCAUUAUUAUUAUCGCCAAUGUAUUUAAUUUAUUGUGAUCAUGAUACUUUGGCUGGUAUCGAAUCAUAUUAUGAUAUUGAUGUUGGCAGUUCAUCAAAUCAAUAUUUUAUGAAUUCUACGGAACAUCCUCCAACACUGUUUUCAACAUGCAACCAGCAUUGUGACUGUGUUGAUAGUGAAUAUCAUCCUGUGUGCGCUGAAUUUCAUGAUGGUAAACAGACGGCGUUUUUUUCACCAUGCUAUGCUGGUUGCGAUAAAAAAUAUGAGCCACUGCAGAAGUUCUAUCACAAUUGUUCUUGUGUACCUAAUGGUACCAAAUUUGGUCCAAAAACUGUGAAAAAUGGUUUCUGCGAAUCGAAGUGUACCGGUCUCUUUGGAUUUCUCAUAAUGUUUGCUCCGUUUUGUUUCUUUGCAUUUGCUAUCGGUGUACCAUUAAUUUCGGUUGUUUUAAGGACAGUUGAUUAUGCUGAACGUUCUUUUGCACUGGGUAUACAGUGGAUUUUGGUUCGAGUAAUUGGGACGAUACCAGCUCCAGUUUUAUUUGGUUGGAUGUUUGAUGUUUCAUGCAUUCGUUAUGAUCUAGAUGUUUGUUCUGGAAGUUGUAUGUUAUAUCAGAAUAAAUUGCUGGCAGAUUUGUUUUUAGCUUUCAGUGUUGUUGGUCAGACUAUUGCGAUGGUAUUUUUCAUCUGCACUCUCAUCUUUUUUUCAUCACAAAUGCGUGACGAUCCUCUUCCAGUUGCUGCAACAGUUGCAGUGCCUGAAGCCACUGAUGAUAUUGAUGUUAAUCCCGCUGAUUUGAAUUCUCCUAUGAAGACGGUGAAUGAGGAGAUUCAAAAUGCGUAA
Messenger RNA from Dracunculus medinensis (Guinea worm), 2247 nucleotides. NCBI's taxonomy places the organism in Eukaryota, Metazoa, Nematoda, Chromadorea, Rhabditida, Dracunculidae. The record is from the annotation of a GenBank genome assembly.